AGGAAUAAAAAAAAUAAAACAAUGAAAAACACUUAUAAAAUUAUAUUAUUAUAAUAUACAACCGCUCUUCAAACAGUGUUAUUCACAUCACAUAUACACACACACACACACACACACACACACACAAAUAAAAACUGCUUCUUCUCGUCGUCAUCAUCAUCUCCAUAAAAGGUUUUCAAACGAGCAACAAAGGUUCGUUUGUUGUCUUGUGCUUGUCCUGCCCAAAAAGGGAGAGGAAAAAAAUUAAAAAAAAAACUCCUCAUCCUCCAUUUUUGUAGCUCUUAGCUGAGGAAGAGCAGGGCAAGCAUGAGAAACAAACUUAAUUCUCUGUUGGGAAGAACUUUCAAGACCAAUAAAUUCAAACCCGUUGUGAAUCUUGCUAUCUCUCGCCUUGCUGUUUUUAAAAACCAGCGUCAAGUCAGGUGUAAUCAGGCUCGCUCUGAUGUUGUCCAGCUGUUGCAACAAGGACACCAUGACCGUGCUCUUAUUCGUGUUGAGCAAGUGAUUAAGGAACAGAACAUGUUAGAUGUGUAUGUUAUGAUAGAGGGUUAUUGUAAUCUCUUGCUUGAAAGGUUUCAACUUAUUGAACAUGAAAGAGAAUGCCCUCUUGAGUUAGAGGAAGCAAUAUCAGGAAUCAUUUAUGCAUCUUCAAGAUGCGGGGAUUUCCCGGAGCUGCACGAGAUUCGUGGGGUUUUCGCAUCUCGUUACGGCAAAGAAUUCGCUGCUCGUGCCGUUGAAUUACGCAGUAAUUGUAGAGUCAAUCAUAAGAUGAUACAAAAACUCUCAACUAGGCAACCAAGCUUAGAGAGCAGAAUGAAGUUGCUCAAAGAAAUUGCUUCCGAGAAUAGCAUUGUUCUUCAACUUGAUUCAGAAGAGGAAAUAUUGGAUGUACACAAGAAUGAAAACCAACCGCCGCCAAAUCCAUCUACCAGUUUAGCUGGCUCCAAGUCACGGGAUAAUUUGCAUAACUUGUCGGAAGAGAUUAGAAAAGAAGAUGAGUUCUCGGAUUCCUUAAAGUCAAGGAAGAAAUACAAGGAUGUUGCAGAUGCAGCUCAAGCAGCUUUUGAGUCUGCAGCUUAUGCAGCAGCAGCUGCAAGAGCAGCAGUAGAACUCUCAAGAUCUGAUCCUCAUGAUCCUGAUAAUCAAGAUAGUCCCGCCAUACAACCAGGAGAGUUACCUAACAAACAUGAGCCUGUGGAAACAUCAUCUGAUUCAGAAAAUGAGGAAAUCCACAUUGAAAAUCAAGCUGAAGAGCUGAAGAAAUCAAUGCCUUCUUCAAGUGCAGAUGCCGCAAGAUAUUCAUUGGAAGCUGAAAGGUACGAUGAUCCAUUUGGGAAAGAUUUAGUUUUCGAUGAGAGUGACAAUGAGACUGAAAAUGAGCAAAACAGCAUGCCCCCACCUCAUAAGCAAAUUCCUUCAAGAUUUCAAGCUGGUCUAAAGAUAGGAUCAGGUCCUCAGCACUCUACAGGACAUGAUACUGCAGGAUCUGGGAUUCAAAAUGCACCACGUUUAAAUCUUGAGAAGAAGCCAUUUUCUGUGAGGACUCGACAUCUGCGUGGGUACUGAGAAUUUUGAAUAUAUUUAUUUAAUCCGCUUAUAUGAGUAUUAUUUGAUGUGCAAAAAACAUAAGUUGGUUUUUUUUUUUUUUUUUUUUUUUUUUUUUUUUUUUUUUUAAUGAUUUUGGACAUCAAAUAACAUUUGUUGAUUGAUACAAUGAACAUGAUUUUGGACAUCUUAUAACAUAUGUUGAUUGAUACAAUGAAUAUGCUUUGCUAUAUUUGGGAAUGUAACCUACCUUGGGGUUUUAUAAUUGAGUUGAAAUUUUUGCAAAAA
Ziziphus jujuba (common jujube) is the source of this 1833-nucleotide messenger RNA. RefSeq lists its product as uncharacterized. The transcript has 5 exons. NCBI's taxonomy places the organism in Eukaryota, Viridiplantae, Streptophyta, Magnoliopsida, Rosales, Rhamnaceae. The record is from RefSeq and is a predicted model, not a curated record. Gene Ontology annotation, biological process: protein transport. The coding region runs from base 307 to 1566 and encodes 419 amino acids.